Messenger RNA from Penicillium oxalicum, 4860 nucleotides. RefSeq lists its product as uncharacterized. The record is from RefSeq and is a predicted model, not a curated record. The transcript has 7 exons. Gene Ontology annotation, biological process: mating projection tip cell wall disassembly; proteolysis. Gene Ontology annotation, molecular function: serine-type endopeptidase activity; glucan endo-1,3-alpha-glucosidase activity. Lineage: Eukaryota; Fungi; Ascomycota; Eurotiomycetes; Eurotiales; Aspergillaceae. Bases 1 to 4860 code for a protein of 1619 amino acids.
AUGAGGGUGCUUGCUGCCCUCACUUCGGUCUUGGCAUGGGGAGUGGGAAAUACCAAGCUCUUAGACACAGACGAUUGGAGUCAAGAGAUCAAGGCCGCCCAAGAUGCGGGUAUAGAUGCCUUCGUGCUGAACAUGGCGAACAAAGAUAGCACAAACGACAUUGCAUUGCCCAAAGCUUUCUCCGCGGCCGAUGCCCAAGGCUUCAAGCUUUUAUUUUCAUUCGACUAUGCCGGCAACGGCCCCUGGGACAAAUUAGUGGUUAUUAAAAUGAUCAAUGAAUACGGCACCAAGGAAACCUACUUCAAGAAUGACGGGAAGCCAUUCGUUUCAACCUUUGAGGGACCCAACAAUGCAGAUGACUGGAAGGAAAUCAAAAAGCAGACAAACUGUUUUUUCAUGCCAGAUUGGUCAUCCGUCGGUGCCCAGCCGGCCGUUCAUCUGGGUGACGGCAUUGCCGAUGGCCUAUUCAGCUGGGACGCUUGGCCAAAAGGACCAGCCAACAGCACAACCUAUCCCGACGCUUCAUAUUACGACUUCCUGGGUUCAAAGCCGUAUAUGAUGCCCAUUUCUCCAUGGUUUUACACCAAUCUUCCAGGAUACGAUAAGAAUUGGCUGUGGCGUGGCGAUGAUAUGUGGUUUCAACGCUGGCAGCAGGCCAUUUCCCUCGACCGCCAGCCUGACUUUAUCGAGAUCAUCUCGUGGAAUGACUAUGGCGAGUCACAUUAUAUCGGCCCCCUGGAUGAUCGCCAAUAUGAGGCUUUUGACAUCGGCCGAGCUCCUUUCAACUACGUCAAAGAUAUGCCCCAUGACGGAUGGCGCGAGACGCUCCCAUACUUCAUCUCCAUGUAUAAGACAGGAUCCGCCCUGGUCGACCAAGAGCGGCUAGUAACAUGGUAUCGAGUCAACAAAAACGGUGCUUGUUCCGACGGUGGCACCACCGGCAACACGGCAAACCAGCUGCAGCUUGAGUAUUCGCCAAAUGUUAUGAUGGAAGACAGGAUCUUCUAUGACGUGCUUCUCACGGGCGAGGCGCACGUUGAAGUCAGCAUCGGUGGCACUACUCAAACUGGUGGAUGGGACCAGGAACCCUACGGAAACAUUGGUCUAUACCAUGGCAGCGUACCAAUUGGGGCGGCAAGCGGCCAAGUAGUGGUGACAGUGAAAAGAGGAGAUGAUACUAUUGCCACUGUCAAAGGAGCUUCCAUCACCAGCAAUUGUAAUGCAGGACUCAACAACUAUAAUCCUUGGGUUGGAAGCGCUAGGGGCUCCAACAGCAUCACCCCGAGACGAACCCAGGUCGACCUCGCACAUCUGCAGUGCAUCAAAGGCUUCGGCGUGUAUGACUUUAUCGGCGUCUGCGACUUCGCCUGUGCAAAUGGCUACUGUCCAAGCGCUGCUUGUACUUGCCUCAACAAAGGCGAAGCCAAUGCCCCCAACGAGACGGGAGUGGUGGGAUAUCCCCUUCCUGGUAAGAGUGGCUCCUUCGCAGGGCUCUGCAGCUUCAAUUGUAAUCAUGCGUACUGCCCGGACUCGGUUUGCGGUACGACUCCUAGUAAUGGAGUCGUCCUGGGCUACUCGCCUUUUUUACCUCCAGCAUGUACUGGUGGAACCGGUGAAGGCGCCUUUCAGGGCCUCUGCAGUUUCGGUUGCAAUUUUGGCUUCUGUCCGAUGCACGCUUGUACAUGCACGUCAAGGGGUAUCCUUAUUCAACAACCCCCCAAGACGGAUGUGACUGGAUACUUUUUGGACUCGUCCACAAAUGACCAUGGUCUAUGCAAAUUUGCAUGCGAGCAUGGCUACUGCCCCGAUAUAUGUGGUAGUCGAUCGAUCGACCCGAGCGGAAAUGACAGCUGUUAUCCAACUAUCACAUUGGAUCCAGUUGUCUGGCACAGCAGAACAGCUCAAUGCGUGCCACCCUGUGUUCUCGUCAUCCCUCCAUCUACUCUAGGAUCGACGAUCACACUCUCUUUUGAAGACUUGCACACUCAACUCGAAGUGGGUUGGACGGCGACAGACACAACCAGCGGGAGUGUGAUAUCUCACUACACUGCCACAACCGUGAGUGUGGUUGUUCCCAUUCCCCCGAUGACCGUGGAUGUCAUCAGCUUCUCGGAGGAGCUUAUACGAGCAUCAGCCGGUGGUAUGAUCCCCGCUGUGAUCACCCCGAGGCCGAGUAUCAAGCCGCCACCAUUGAGAAUCACGCCUAGUGUGACCGGGCUACCAGUAUCACCCAUAGGCCGAAUGAUCUUCCCACCUCCGUGGCCAGGGACUGGAUCGGCGCCGUUACCAGGCCCCAGCGGGACUCCCCCCGCGAACAGAACUACCAGCCCUAUUGCCGCUGUUCCAACGGCUGAUGGGUCAUCACCUACCACCGUGUUUCCUACCCAAACUGUAAGUUGGGUUCAGCAAUGGGUUCCAGAGCCCACAGUGACCCAGGUGGGUGGCGGUCCCCCUGUUCCUGUCAUCCCAUGCUGGGUUUGGUUCAUAUGGUCAUGCCCCCCUAAUGUUGGUGGGAUCGUUCUGUCGGGUUUCGAGAAGCCAGGUGUCUACCCAAUAGGAGGCCCACCACCUCUUGGCCCAAACCCACCCCCAGGUCUGACGUUGAAGAUUCCGUGGCCUGAAAUCACCAUCGGCUCAGAUAUCAAGCCCAAGUAUCCGGUUUCCCCAGCACCAGAAGAGACCUUCUGCGAGACAGCAACAGCAAGCGUGUGUACCACAACUCUUUCAUAUGGCAUCGUGGACAAGCGGGCCAAUGAAUGGGCAACUCCAACCCCGACACCCCGAAUCCCAUUUAUAGAGCUUCAAGAGCUCAACAAGCAGGCGGUCACCACCACCUUCACCACCCUCUCUUUUUGCAUCAAAGUGACGGGCUGUGGUGCAAGUGAUAUUACAAAAACAACUGAAAUCGAAACUAUUGCCACAAACAACCCCCGCGUGGUCAUUCCUGUGGAUCCCCAAAACGUGGGCGGUAUCAGAGCUCUGCUGCAGAAGGAGUUCACAGGCUCUUCGAAGGAUCUGUUUGAGUCGAGAACGGAUCAGCUUGGAACCAUCUUCUUCUUUGUUCCAGCUCUGACCGACGACCAAACCGCUACCAUCAGCGAAGACAGGGAUGUUUUGGAAGCCUAUAUCCCGAAGGGUAUGCUGACCCGCGCCUAUUGGGGAACGUAUCGCGACCCAACUGUGGACAAACCAACGUACACAAAGGAUGAUGACUGGCUCGGAGAAAGCCUGAAUGUCACCGUGAAUGAAAUGCGAGAGCGUUCCAUUCUUUCAAGGCGAUCUGAGAUUGUGCAGUCAGAUGUGUUGGACCAGAUGGUCUUGUUGUCUUGGCCCCCCAUGGGACUUGUUGUCCCAGCAGUUGGGCAAUACAGGUACGAUUCGUCAGCAGGCGAGGGCUCUUAUGUGUACAACAUCGACCCUGGUGCCCUGCCAACACACCCAGAGUUAAGCGAUGUGACUUUCGACCCUCCCCUGUUUCCGGGUCCAAACCCUGUGAGUGAGUGGAUGGAAAACGACGAAAAGCGACAUGGGACCAAGUGCAUUUCGAAGGCAGUGGGGAAGAAACUCGGCAUAGCGCGCAAGGCGACCGUUGUGGCAACAGUCUGGGAUUAUGAACAGGCCAUUCUCGAAAAUUACAUCGAUGCUCUCGUCAAAGUCCAUGGCGACAUCUCUUCAAAGGGUCGAGGACCCAAGAGUGUUGUCAACUUGGCCAUCUCGGAUGCUUAUUUGCCGCCAAAGAUGCAAGACACUAUGGCCUCGCUGAUUCGAAGUAUCAUGGAUUUGGGGGCUGUGGUUGUGACAGGGUCUGGAAAUCAAGCAGGCUACCCUUACGGCUACCCGGCGCUUUUUGGAGACCCCAACAACAGCAACUACAUCCCAGAUCUGAUUGUCGUUGGGGGAGUAGACGGUUCAGGCGCGAGAUCCCCAGAGACAUUUUCUGAAGCAGACUGGAUCACCUGCUGGGCGCCUGGCUUCCGCCUGUGGGUGGCCACAUCGCUAUUUGUAGAGAGCUCGGUGGUCCCUGAAGGAUACGACAAAGCUGAUGGAACAUCAUACGCCUCUGCAACGGUCGCGGGUCUAGUGGCCUAUUAUCGCGGUCUUGAUCCCAGCUUGAACACAGCCACAAGUGUGAGGCGGAGAAUCAGGGAGCUGGCAUACCGCCGAGAGGCGCGACCCAAUGCAGGAACCACAUAUCCAAACAAAGUGAUUUGGAACGGCCAAAGUUGGGGAGAAUCUCUCGUUCUGCCGUGUGGCCAUGACUUGAAAACAAAACGGCAGGAUGGAGAAAAUACCUGUUCUAUCUCGUCCCCACUGCAGCCACCGUCGAUUAACUUCGGGUCUGGUCCAGCCCAGCCACUUUGCGCCGGCACUGGCUGCGGAGUCAGCUGCGCGGGCUUCUUUUGCUUCGACACGAGCCUCAAGCGGAACCCAGAUUUCCAGGACCCCCGCAACCCGGACAGCGUUCAGAAUCCGGACAGUCCUUACUGGAAUGAUUGGAACGGGACCAUCAGUCGUCCCGAUCCAACCACAGAGCCUCCGACCAAAACCACCCACACAUCGACUCCAACCUAUUCCAACGUCCCGGUUGGAGGCAGCUGCAGCUCGACUGAUCAGUGCAUGGAUGACUGCUUGGGUACAAACAAUCGCAUUGAGUGCAGUGAUGGUACUUGCAGUUGUAUCGAGGCGGCGCAGCCCAAGGACACUCCGCCGCCUGUGGCUCAGUGCGGUGGUAAUGUCGACAGAUGCACCGACGUGUAUGCAUGCCGAGGUAGUGAUGUGAUGAUCUGCGGGCCACUUCCUGAUUCCAAUGGGUUUGAUGUCUGUUACUGUGGAGCAAAGAGCAGACGACUGGGAUUUUGA